AUGGUGAAAGGGAUGCAGAAAAAGGCAGAAGCUACAAAGAUGAUGUCCUUCUUUCAGUCAGCGAGCAAUUCCAAAGAUGGCGCCCGCACCAUACAGAGUGAGGAUGACGCAGGUACUAAAGAAAGAUCGCUCACAAGUGCAGCAAAUCCUGAUUACCAGACACCACAAGGCUCACCUAGAUCCUGCACACCAUCGGGCUCUCCCUCAACCAGGUCAGUCUCAUCCCCUAACACAGCCACCGACAGGCUCAACAACCGAAAACAGCUAGCAAACACUGGCACCGCCAUUACUGAAACCAGCAUGAGGGCCACGAGUGGACACCUCGAUAUUAACAAACCAGGUCCUAACUCUAAAACUGGUGAAGAUCACCUGGAGACCGUUCAUAUUGGGGACUACACAACUACCCGAACCGCUCCAACAAAUCAACUGGAAUCAGCACAGUUUGAACAUGAAAAUCUGUCUAUGAAAGUAUCUGUUAGCGUGAGCCCAGUUAAAGAGAGCUACCCCUCACAAUUGGUGGAGGAUGCGGCCAACAUCCAUGCUGAAAGGACAACACAUAAAAUAAGAGACAAAGUGGUUCCUAGGGGCAACAUCACAGCAAAGGGCAGCAUUUGUGCUGUUCUGAAUUUUUUUGUUUUGCUUGGUUGCAAAGGAAAUUGCUUUAUGGAGCUUAAAGGGCCAGAAGCCCAGUACGAGAGACUGACCGAUGGAAAUGGCUGCAAAAUGGAGAGCAAUCAGACCUGGGUCACUGAGGUUCUACUCUUGGGAUUCCAGAAUCUUCAAGGUUUCAGAAUGGUCUUUUUCGUCCUUCUAAUCCUGAUCUAUGGCUUGACAAUUUGUGGAAACCUCCUGAUCAUAACUCUUGUGUCCUACAGCAAGAGCUUCCAAACACCCAUGUAUUACUUCCUUGUGGAGCUCUCCAUAUCAGACCUCAUGCUGACCACAACCAUUGUCCCCAACACAUUGUACAUAAUCCUGAAUAAGCAGCAAGUCAUGUAUUUUAUUAAUUGUUUCAUUCAAUUUUUCUUUUUUGGUGUCUCGGAAUGUUCAGAAUGUCUCCAUCUAACCGUAAUGUCCUAUGACAGAUAUCUGGCCAUUUGUUCUCCAUUACGUUACUCUACCCUGAUGGAACCUGGCUUUUGUCAGAAACUAGUUUCCCUUUCAUGGCUCCUGAGCUUGUCUGUAAUGUUGACAGAAGUCAUAUCCAUCCGCAUGCUGAAGUUUUGUGGAUAUAACAUUAUUGACCAUUUUUUCUGUGAUCUUUUUCCUCUUCUAGACCUUUCUUGUUCAAAUACCUCGAUGGUUCAAACAGAAAUCAUUCUGCUUAGUAUCCCUGUGCUUGUCUUACCAUUUGUGUUCAUUAUAAUAACCUAUAUUUUCAUAAUUUCUUCCAUCUUAAACAUCUCAACUAACACUGGUAGACAAAAAGCCUUCUCCACGUGUAGCUCUCAUCUGACGGUGGUUUCUCUGUUUUAUGGGACACUGUUCAGUUCUUAUGUUCUCCCAACCAGAGGUAAAUCAGUAAAUGUAAGUAAGAUCCUACCGCUGUUGUACACAGUGAUGACCCCUCUAAUUAACCCUAUGAUUUACAGUCUAAGGAAUGAAGAGAUGAAGACUGCAUUGCAUAACUUUGCAACCUAUAUUUUAGCUUCAUUCCGAGUAGGAUAA
Messenger RNA from Bufo gargarizans (Asiatic toad), 1668 nucleotides. Its product is annotated as olfactory receptor 11L1-like. Bases 1 to 1668 code for a protein of 555 amino acids. Gene Ontology annotation, biological process: G protein-coupled receptor signaling pathway. The transcript has 4 exons. The record is from RefSeq and is a predicted model, not a curated record. Gene Ontology annotation, cellular component: membrane. Gene Ontology annotation, molecular function: G protein-coupled receptor activity; olfactory receptor activity. Lineage: Eukaryota; Metazoa; Chordata; Amphibia; Anura; Bufonidae.